AUGUCAAAGAGUAUUGAAAUUUGAAAAUAAAAUCGAAGAAGGCUGAAAAGGCAGAAAAUGAAUAAAGCAGCCUUUUAAAAGCACGUUUUUCGUGACAGUUAACAUUUUUUUGCAUUUUGAUUUCAAUAAGAAUUGACUAUAGUAUUAUACACUUUAUAAAGGUGAGUAUUGAAUCAAGUUCACCCAAAUAAAAAAAUUUAUUAAUAACUGUACACGGAUUUCUAAAGCACAUUAUCGUUUGUAAAUGUAAUUUUUCAAAAUAAAUAUUUUGACGCAACCAAUUAAUUUGAAACAACUAAAAAGAUUAAAGAGAUCUGAAAAUUCUGUUUAAUUUUGACAAAACUAGAAUUAAGUAUCUUCAACUCACUUUAUGCAAUUGCAAAUGCUUGAAUGUAAUAUUACGUUUGUUUGGUCAUAAGUUUUCUCAAUUUUUCUCUUCGUUUUCUAAAAAAAUUCUAAAUUAUUAUAUAUAAUAAAAAUUAGAAUCAGAGUGAAUCGUGAAAACUAAUUUGGCGGGGAGGAUAGCAUUAGUUUCAUUUUCAAACAUUUUUUGUUUUCAACUUAAACUGUUAAAUGAAUAAUAAUUAAUUAUUUUUUAUUUACUAUCCAGUGAUCACUCGAAGACAUCCUACUUUUAUGGCGUCUGCCUGCUAUGCCCUGGAAAAAUCGUAAAAAAUUGAAAUUCUGAUCAUUCGAUGCUUGGUAAUACUUUUGAAAGUUUUUCGAUUAUUUUGAUACUCGGAUAACAUCGAUAUUUUUUGGUAUCACCGAAAGUUUAUCUCGAUCGGUACGCGUCAAUCGACACAUACGAUACAAUCGGAGUCAUUUACUUCGGUUUUUUGGUUUAGGGGCGUGGCUAAACAUAUUGUUAUGAUUGCCGCGUAUUCAUUACAGGCACACAGCUGUUAUAGCCUCCACUAAACUGCCUAUACACUUUCUAGUCAUUAGUGUAUUCAUUUCAUCAUACAGUUUCGAGCAUGUGACUUGUUUUCUUCGUGUAGAUCGUAGUGUGCAGCAUAAACAGUCGGUACACAUCACGACGCCGCAAUGUAAAAAGGUCGCAGCGAGUGAUAUUUUUGUGCAAAAUAAAUCUAGUGACUGUGCGUUGUGCGCGACCGAACGUUAAAAUAUGUUUUCCGGCGACGAAUCCGCGGAAAGUUUCCAGGGCCGAGCUGGCGAACACGUGGCUCUCCUCAAUCAAGAAAAACUCGAAAAAUUAAAGAGCUUUCGCGAAAAGGUAGAUUGGGAGGUCAAAGAAAACCGAAGCAAAUUUAUUCGUAAAAUACAUCCCGUAAUCAAGGAUUGGAAAAUUGGACUUCCCGACCUUCGAGGCGUUUUUCAAAGGGGAGAAAUCGAUCGGCUUCUCUUGGAGUCCGUCGACGUUAUAAUAAGCACGAGAUACAGCAAAUAUUUUCGACAGGGGGAACGAUUCAUCAAGUUCGUGGCUUUGACCGGCUACAAAGACGAGCCCGAGACAGACAAAGACGGGAAACUAAUUUUGCGUCGCGCUACGCCGUUGCAUCGCGCGGCCAGGGGCUGGUUCUUCAACAAGGACACGGUGAUGCGCGAGCUAUUUAAAAUUUAUCACAGAUGCGACGCGAACUACACCGACGAAAACGACUUGACGCAUUUCCACGUAGCCUGCAAAUACGGCUACGCGGACGUUGUCCGAAAAUUCCUCGAGGCCGGCCAGGAUCCCAAUCUCGUGGCGCGAAAUUCGGGCGUGAACACGCUCGAUCCACCGCUGCACUUGGCUCUGCAGCACGAGAACUGGGAGAUCGUCGAGCUGUUGCUGAGGAACGGAGCGGAUCCAAACUUGGCCAACGUCGAUGGCUACACGGCUCUGCACGUUGCCUGCCGGAACUGCAGCCGCGACUUGCUGUCGAUGCUGCUGCGGACCUGCGACGAGGUCGGCAGGCCGGUGAACGUCGACGCCCCGGACAAGUGGGGCAACACACCGCUGCAUCAGGCUCUGACCUUCUGCACCAACGACAUUUUCAUCAUGCUGCUGAGACACGGUGCGGACCCCAAUGUGGGCAACGAGGAGGGAUCGACGUCCCUGCACAAAAUCUGCCAGAAACAGGACGACGACGACGACGCCUUGGUGGUGACGUUUUUCCAGAUCAGUCAACUGUUGAAUCGGAGCGUGGAGGUCGAUGCUCUGGAUAAGUUGGGCAACGCGCCCCUGCACUUGGCUCUGCGUUACGGCAACAAAAAAGUGGCCAUAUUUUUACUGCUGAACGGCGCGGAUCCCAAUCUGACCAAUCCCGAGGGACAGACUCCUUUGCACAUCAUCUGCCAGGAGAACGCAUUUCAGCAGGAGUACGCGUUCGCGUGGUCGUUUUUCAAAGCGUGCCGCGACAAGGAUCGACGGGUACGGGUCGACGCCCUGGACAAGUCAGGCAACACACCCCUGCACGUCGCGCUGUCUCGCGGCCGCAAAGACUUGGCCCAAGUCCUGCUGACGAACGGCGCGAAUCCGAAUCUGGCCAAUCGGCGCGGAUCGACGGCUCUGCACAUCGUUUGCGAGUGCAACUACAACGACGACUCGGCGAUGAUGCUGUUCGAUCUGACCGACGCGAGACACAAGCCGAUACGGGUCGACGCCCGGGACAAGCUGUACCAGACACCGCUCGAACUGGCCGUGGCGAGUCUUCUGCCGAACGUGCUCGAUGCCCUCUUGGACAACGGCGCCGAUCUGUCCAGAUUCGUUUUCCCGGCUACGCGCUACUUCGACAAGAGACUGCAAUCGGGACCGAGCGAGAGCAGGCACGAUUUCAAAUUGAGACAGGCGGCCGGCAUUCUGAGCAUCGUCGAACGCCUCGAAAAGGAAGGAUACGAGCUGUGCCCGAGCCAAACCAAGAGGAUGAUGAAAUUAUUCAUCAAGCAGGGAUUGGGGGAGAAGUCGAUGGCUCUUGAAAGAUCUUGGCUCCACGACGAAAAGUUCAAGAAAAGAGCAAAAAAGAUAAUGAUAACUCCGAAAGUGUCGAUUUACCGCCUGCUGCAGUUACGGCCCAGAGUGGCGGCAAAGCGAGUCACGCACAAGUGCUACAUCGAGUUGGCGCGCUCGAGGGAACUGAGCAAGCUCCCCCGAGGAUCCAGAGACGCUUGCGCUCUGCAUCUGUGCGAGAAACUAGCGAGGGUAUUCUUCCUGGACUGGGCACUGGAUCGUUUCUACGAGUUGAUUCACAAACGGCUGCCGGUCGAGAUCUGUGAGAUGGUCAUCGACAAUCUGUCGAACAAAGAUUUGUAUCACAUUUACUUGGCAGGUACCAACCAAAGCUAGCGAUGAAAAUAUUUGCGUUGCGCAGUAUUUUGUAAUGUCUGGCGUAAUUUCAUUUAAAAUUUUGUUAUCUUUAAGCUGACAUUAAGGUAAGGUAUAAAGAACUUGCUCGGUGGAACUUUGAAAAAAAAUUGAAGAAUAGAGAGGAAAAAAUUGAGAAAAAAUCCAUCAUUGGUGGCUAAGCUCCAACAAAUAAAAAAAAAAUUUAUGGAUAAUUAUGAAGUGAAUUAGUGAACUGUGGAACUGUGGAGCUCUCUAUUCUAUUAUAGUAAUCUUAGUUCGUAUGUUGUCAGAUUCAUUAUGUAAAUAUGUAAAUAUAAUAAAUAUUAAUCAAUAAUAAAAUAAUGUCAAAGAAAAAAAUUGGAAUUUACCGAUUUCUUUUUUCGUGUUACAUUAAUU
Molecule: messenger RNA, 3682 nt
Organism: Trichogramma pretiosum
Lineage: Eukaryota; Metazoa; Arthropoda; Insecta; Hymenoptera; Trichogrammatidae
Product: tankyrase-1-like
Exons: 1
Coding region: 1130-3286 (718 amino acids)
Molecular function (GO): protein binding
Source: RefSeq, a predicted model, not a curated record